UGUGUCCCAGUGGGGCUGCUUGUUCUUUGUGGCCAACAGCUGUGCUGCUGCUAAAUGUGAGAACGUGAGAAGGAGAAAGAACAGGAACAGGCUGCCUAAGGAGGCUGUGGAUGCCCCAUCCCUGCAGGCAUUCGAGGCCAGGCUGGAUGUGGCUCUGGGCAGCCUGGGCUGCUGGUUGGCGACCUGCACACAGCAGGGGUUGGGACUGGAUGCGCGCUGUGCUCCUUUGCAACCCAGGCCAUUCUGUGAUUCUAAGAAUGCUGUAGUACUACGUAUGUUAUGUGAUUGCAUAACAUAAAGAGCUCUGAGCUGUGGCUGUAUCCAUGAUGCUGUUGGUAAGGUGAAUUUACCUCUAAACUUGUUCUUGGAAUAUACAAGUAAGGCUGGAAUCCUGCCUCCUUGGAGUAGAGACACCCAUGCAUUGCUUUUGGCUGAUUUACUUUAAAUCUUAAAGCUGGGAAUUCUUCUGUUCCUCUCUCACUUCUUAAUGAAGAAUUAACUCCAUGUUAACGAUGUGCUUUGGCGAUGCUGAGAUAACAGAGAUUGCACAAUAAUUAGUCUGCAAAAAGCAUGGUUUCAAAGAAUGCGGAGGGGCUGAAAUGCAGCCAGGACAGCCAGAUUGCUGAUAAACUCAGGUAAGGAUUUUGUACUGUGCUUUCUCAAUGUUUUAUUCGCCCUUGGUAGGUUUUUCUUUCACAAAUUCAUCUAACCUGCCUUCAAAGCCAACUGGGGAGCUGCAGCUGUGACGUGCUGCGGCAAGGAGCCGCACUCACCGAGGAGUGGCCCCUUUUGCUCUGACUUUGAACCCACUCUGUAGCAUUUUGGUUGGUGGCCACAAGUUUUUGUGGAUCUGAAUGCUGGCACUGCCUGCGAGCUGUUCCAGCCCCGGAGCAUUCUGUGGGUCUGUCACAUUCCCUUUGACCUUAUUCUCUGUUCACAUGUUUGCUCAUGUCUCUAAUCCUUGUCCCUGCUCUUGGGGCCUCUACCCCUUUUUGUGGAGCAUGGGCUGGAACUUCAGACUUACACAGAUAUGGGAGCCUUUGCUUUUCAGUGGGCUCCUCUUAUGUGUGUGGAUAGAUGCUUAAUCUGAGCCAGCCCUUAGUUUUAACUAUGAAUAGUUUGGUUUCUUGUAGCAGCAGGGGAAGGUAAAGCUGCCUGACAGCCUCUGCUGGAUCCUUCCCUGAGCUCUGCUCUGGGACUUUGGGUUCAGUGCAGAUCUGCAGGGGGUGCUGGAGGCCGAGUGCUGGCAGUGCUUGGGCAAAUCCAGCCAGCUCCACUGUCUGCUUGGCAGUGCAGUUCCCUGCAGGCGGGCCGAGCUGUAAUUAAUUACCCGUGAUGUCUGUAGUGACUGCAGUCAGAGGGCAGAGCAGCAGUGCCCGCUGGUUAACAAGGACAUGUCCCAAAGCUGGAUCCUUGCUCCACAGCACCCGCACGCGGAGCUGCAGCUGCUCUGCCAUGCUUGGUGGGGCAGCAGUUAAGGCUUUGUUUGCAUUGACUGUAAGAAUCUCUUCAUUCCUCCCCCAAAGAGAGCUGAAAACUCUCAAACUGCAGCUGAAAACGACCUUGAGGACUACUGGUGGUUUAAUCCUUAACUGUGGCUAAUUGAGGUCCUAAUGAGCAGCCAGCACCUUAAUACAUUACCUAAAACUAACCUUGCAGGUGAGAGGGCGGGCUCAGCUCUGCCCGUAGUCCUUACUGCUCUCUGUGCCCCACUGCUGUGACUGCAGGCACUGGGAUUGCCACCUCCAUUCGUUCCCUUGGGGUUGGGUGCUGUGGGGUGGCUCAGCCACCACAUCCCAUCUUGCUGGCACGGGGAGCCAUGUCCUUCCGUCUUCAUCCCACAGGCUCCUCACCCCCUGCUUGUGUUACACACUCACUCUUGGGAGCUUAAAGUAACACUAAAUGCAGAGCAUAGCAGACCUACAACCUCUUCUGUCAUCUUUUAAAGAUCAGAAGCUGGCGCUGACCAUCCCUGCCCCAGUUUAUGGGAUAUAAAGCAGUAACUUCUCCUCUUCACACGAGAUGAGGGUUCUAUUUUUGGAAGGCCACCUGAGUGGCUCAGCAGGCCUUUGGUUCACCAAGCACCGCUGUAGGCUUUGAGGAAAUGAGCUAUUUUUGUAGAGACCCAACACAAAGCUGCCCUUUGUUCUGCAGGAGCAGGGGAGGCAGGACAAGCAGCCCUGCUGGCGGCAGCUCUUCAGCCAUCAGCAUCCAUUUGUGUGCAGAAUGGGGAUCCGUUUCCACUUCUGGGAUGUGGGAGCGUCUGCCCGAGGCAGUUCCCUCCUCCUGCCUGUUUCCCCUGCUGUUCUCCCCCAGUGGGGUGGAUCAGGGCAGCCCCAGGGGCAGGGCUGUGUGUUCCUCUCUGCCUCCGUUACCACAGCCCCAUUCUCUCUCUGCAGGAGUUCUCUCCCAGCGUGAUGCUGCAGUCACAGAAAGCCCCACCACCGCCACGCAGAAGCAGUAGCAGUGCUGCCCUCUGCCUAACGUAGGAGCACUGACAGCAGCUGAGUGAAAUGGAGGACAAAGGUGCUCCGGGAUUGGGAAGGGCACACCUGUGCUCAGGGUCUGGCUGUAAGAGGUUCCCCUCUGUGCCUGCAUGAAUGUCUGCGUGCACAGCACUUGGAGGAGCCCGGCUGUGUGAGAGGAGCUGUGUCAUCCUGGUUUGGUCUCAUGAUGUUAGCAACAGCAGAGGGAAUACCAGCUGGGGAGACACCUGACUUGGCAUUUAGGAAAUGCCGUGAGCGAAGGCAGCUGAGAGGAGGCUGCACGGACACGAGAGCAGGGACUUAGUGAUGUGAGAUGGUCGUAGGGGCUGUGCUUGCAGCAGGGAGAGGUGCAGGUGGUACAGUUUGAAACUCUGCAAACCCCUUACAUGUUGCUUAGGGGUGGGUCUGCUGUGCACCAGGCUUGGCUCUGGGGAUGCCCUAAGCUGGGUACAAGACCUCUUCUGACGCUGCAAAUGCAAAAAUAUUUUACUUAAAGGGCAAAGUCUGUUUGUGGAUAUUAAGGGCAGCUCAGAUUGGAAAUUCAAAGCAAGGAUCAGACAAGAAGCCCUUUAGCCCUGCACAGCUGCAGCUUAGGUCUGCAAAGGUCCCUCUGCAACCUGAGCUGGAAGCAGCCCUGGUGCCAGCCCCAAGGGGAGCACUGCACCCAACCUAACAGCCCACCAGGCUUCCAAUCAGGUCUGCUGGGGCACCCAUAUGUGCCAAGCAAGUACUGGAUCAGGGCAGAACUGAGACAGUUAUAGGAUUUGGUGGCAGGCAUGGCAGGGCUUUUAUCCAGCAUCCAAAUAGUACAGCCUGCGUGGUCUGUGCUCCUGAGUUUCCUGCAGGGAGCUCGUUGCCUGGGCAGGCAGCACAGCUGAGUGCUGCAAAGCUUCGAGUGCUCUAACUCUUAAUAUUUUCGUAGAGAAAUGCACAAAUCCCUUUAUGAGAGUGCAGAAAACCUUUCGGGAUGCUGUUGGUGUCGCCAGCUGGAGCUGUCUGGUGGUGGCAGGGCGCAACGUGGCAGCUGCCUCUUGGAGAACGGCAGCCGGUGAUGGGAACAGAGGUGGCAUUUCCCAGAAGAACGCCGUCCUGCGGCUCUGGGACGGCAGGGCUGCGACCUGGGAGCGUGCAGAGCACCUACAGGGGCUGCAACGAGAGCGGGCAGCAGCCGGGCAUCCUGCAAAUCCCUGAGCACGCGGCAGCUGCUGGGGCGUCCUUCAGCAAAACGCAGCGGAGCAGCAGAAAAUGGAGAGAGAGCUCUGUGCCGGAGGACGGAGCCGAGCGUUGCAGCAGAGCUGCGGCACAAAGCUGCUCACUGCUAUUGUUCCCAGCACCGGCAGCCAUUGCCACGGGUCCAGACCGCGGCUCCUGGCAGCCGCUCGAGGAGGAGAUCGCGCCGGGCUCUGCGCAUGGGGACGGGAGGGGGAGAGGAGGGGUGAUCCCCGCCGGCCUCUCCAUUUUCUGUCUCGCCUGUCGGGGAGACGCUUAGAUGGCAGAGCCCUGCUCCGCGUCCCUGCGAGGUAGGUGGAGUCUGGGCGUCCUCCGCCCUCCUUCCCUCCAUUGUCAGCGCUGUGAGCGCGGCACCUGCUCCGGCCGCCGGCUGCAGGGAUGCUCCUACCCUCCACCAAGCACUGGCGAGGCUGCAGCAAUCCCUGCGCCGGCGCCCGGCAGCCGCUGCCGGCAGCAGCACGGAGCCCAAGGAAGGAGAUGCUGCUUGCACUCGGCUGCCGCCUCGGGAAGUGAACAUGAGUCUGCCAGGCCGCGUCUCCUGCUCCAUGCUCAACUGCUUUGGUGAGGAAGGCCCCCCCAGUUUGGAGUACAUCCAGGCCAAGGACUUGUUCCCCCCAAAGGAGCUUAUAAAGGAGGAAGAGUCAUUGCAGGUCCCGUUCACUGUGUUGCAGGGUGAGGGAGUGGAGUAUCUUGGCCAUGCAAACGAUGCUGUGAUCGCCAUCUCCAACUACCGGCUUCAUAUCAAAUUCAAGGAUUCUGUGAUCAACGUGCCUUUGAGGAUGAUGGAAAGUGUGGAGUGCCGGGAUAUGUUCCAGCUUCACAUCGUCUGCAAGGACUCCAAAGUGAUCAGGUGCCAUUUUUCCACCUUCAAGCAGUGCCAGGAGUGGCUGAAGAGACUAAAUCGAGCCAUUGCCCGCCCUGCUAAGCCUGAGGACCUCUUUGCAUUUGCCUACCAUGCGUGGUGCUUAGGAGUCUGUGUUGAUGAGGAAGAUCAGCAUGCACAUCUGUGCCGUCCAGGUGACCACGUGAGAUACCGAUUUGAGAUGGAGCUGGUGAGGAUGGGCUUUGACUUGCAGAACGUCUGGCGAGUCUCUGACAUCAACAACAAUUACAAGCUUUGUUCCAGUUAUCCCCAGAAGCUGCUGGUGCCUGUUUGGAUCACUGAUAAGGAGCUGGAGAAUGUGGCUUCGUUUAGGUCGUGGAAGAGGAUCCCUGUGGUUGUGUACAGGCACGUGCGUAACGGGGCGGUGAUCGCACGCUGCAGCCAGCCCGAAAUCAGCUGGUGGGGCUGGCGGAAUGCUGACGACGAGUAUCUGGUGACAUCGAUUGCCAAAGCCUGCGCCUUGAACCCCGGAGCGAAGGCACCCGGCGGCGCGCCACACAGCGGGAGCAGCGAUGGCGGCGAGGCCUGCGAGGCUGACUUUGACUCGUCCCUGACCGCGUGUUCGGGUGUGGAGAACGUGGGCACUCCUCAGAAGCUGCUGAUCCUUGAUGCCAGGUCCUACACGGCAGCCGUGGCCAACAGGGCAAAGGGAGGAGGCUGUGAAUGCGAAGAAUAUUACCCAAACUGUGAAGUCGUGUUCAUGGGCAUGGCCAACAUCCACUCCAUCCGGAACAGCUUCCAGUAUCUGCGAGCUGUGUGCAGUCAAGUGCCAGACCCCAGCAACUGGCUUUCAGCCCUGGAGAGCACCAAGUGGCUGCAGCACCUUUCUGUCAUGCUGAAGGCAGCAGUGCUGGUCUCCAGUGCAGUUGACAGAGAAGGACGUCCAGUGCUGGUUCAUUGCUCUGAUGGCUGGGACAGGACCCCGCAGAUCGUAGCGCUGGCAAAGAUUCUUCUGGACCCCUACUACAGGACCAUGGAGGGUUUCCAGGUGCUCGUUGAAUCAGAUUGGCUGGAUUUUGGUCACAAAUUUGGUGAUCGCUGUGGUCACCAGGAGAAGGUGGAAGAUCAGAAUGAGCAGUGCCCAGUUUUCCUGCAGUGGCUGGAUGCUGUUCAUCAGCUUCUGAAGCAAUUUCCUUGCCUCUUUGAAUUUAACGAAGCCUUCUUGGUGAAGCUGGUUCAGCACACAUAUUCCUGCCUCUAUGGGACCUUCCUUGGGAACAGCCCAUGUGAGCGAGAGAUGCACAACAUCUACAAGCGUACCUGCUCCGUGUGGUCCCUGCUGCGGGCUGGAAAUAAGAACUUCCACAAUCUUCUCUACAUGCCAGGGUCUGAGCAGGUGCUGCAUCCCGUGUGCCACGUGCGAGCGCUGCACGUCUGGACAGCGGUGUAUCUGCCGGCUUCCUCCCCGCACCCUUUGGGGCAGGACGACAUGGACAUGUACAUGCCCCCUGGAUCUCAGAGCCAGGAGUUCAGUGGCAGGUGUUUGGACAGAUUACCAAAGACAAGAUCUAUGGACGACCUGCUUUCAGCCUGCGACUCCAGCAGCCCGCUGACCCGCACAUCCAGUGAUCCAAACCUGAAUAACCACUGUCAGGAGGUGCGUGUGGGCCUGGAAGCCAGGCAUGCUGCCACUGAGGGAGCCGAGCUGCACGUGGGAGAAGGCAGCGUGGCGGCUGCUGCUGAGACACAGCAAGUGGAGGAGCAGCAGGAAAAUGCCCCCCUGCAAGCCAGCAAUGCUUUCAACAGCAGCACUGAGCAGGAAGAGCAAAGGAAGAAGCUGAGCAGCUGGGCAUCUGUGCCAGCGAAUGACGUGUCUGUGGAGACAGAAAAGGAAAAUGGAACGUACGUGGAGGAACUGGAUGGUACAUGCCCAGCUCCAAAUCCUUCCAAACAGGAAAAUGUUGACAGGGUUUCCACCAGUUGUGGAAAGCAAUUAGAAUCCCGUUCCCAGGAACCUCUGAAAGCUGCUGGCUUGGCACCCGGUGGAGAAGGCUGCCCCAAGAAAAACACCACCUGCCAAGACAUUCCCAGCCAGGAGCCACCGGCACCCAGCGCUCCUUGUCAGGAGCCGGGCGUCCCCUGCCCAGAUGAAGACAACAGCAAAGGCUAUACUGGAAGGAAGGGGCUCUGUGAGGAUCCCUGCCGGAUGGGGAGAGUCCCACUAGAGCAAUGGCGCAAGCCCAUUUCCCAGAGCCAAAGCAGCGAGUUCUCCUUUUUGGGGUCCAACUGGGACAGUUUUCAAGGAAUGGUGACAUCGCUCCCCAACGGGGAGCCCACGCCCAGACAGCUCCUCUCCUACGGUUGUUGUAGCAAAAGGUUGAGCAGCAAACAGCUGCGGGCACCGGGCCUGUGUUUCAGUGGCCAGUGGGCUGCCAGGGAAGGUGCGAAAGGCUCAGUCUGCUCUGGCCACGUCGGCACGCAUUUUGCAGGCUCUGCAGGGAAGCCCAGCCGUUCGUGGCUACCCUGCCACCUGAAGCAAGCGGCUGGGCCCAAGCACAUGCCACCAAAAUGUCCUUCUCCCGUGCCUCCUCUUUACCUGGAUGACGACGGGCUCCCUUUCCCCACGGAUGUGAUUCAGCACAGGCUGCGGCAGAUCGAGGCCAGCUACAAGCAGGAGGUGGAGCAGCUCCGCAGGCAGGUGCGGGAGCUGCAGCUGCGGUUGGACAUCCGCCACUUCUGCGCCCCGCCGGCUGAGCCGCCCAUGGACUACGAGGACGAUUUCACGUGUCUGAAGGAAUCCGAUGGCAGCGACACUGAGGACUUCUGCUCUGAUCACAGUGAAGAUUGUUUGUCAGAAGCGAGCUGGGAGCCUGUUGACAAGAAGGAGACCGAGGUCACGCGGUGGGUUCCAGACCACAUGGCCUCGCACUGUUUUAACUGUGAUUGUGAAUUCUGGCUGGCAAAACGGAGGCAUCACUGCAGGAACUGUGGAAAUGUGUUCUGUGCCGGUUGCUGCCACCUGAAGUUGCCCAUCCCUGAUCAGCAGCUGUAUGACCCUGUCCUCGUUUGUAACUCCUGUUAUGACCACAUCCAAGUGUCUCGUGCCAGGGAGCUCAUGAGCCAACAUCUGAAGAAGCCCAUCGCCACAGCUUCCAGCUGAAUGCCAGACAAGGGACCUGUCUAAGCCCAGCCUUUUCUCUCAUGGGUUUGAAGGGUGACUCUGCCUCCACUGUCAUUGUGAAGGCCUUUGGUGCAACACUUGAACACCAAGCUUGAAUGCACUGUCUUCAGCAGUCUUACGAUCAGACUGGAGCAGAGGAGCUCAGAUUAGAGAGCACAGAGUGCCUCCACUCUGGUACCAGUGGGCCGUACAUUGUAGUCUGACCUAGGGCAAAAGAGGGGAUUGCAACCUCUUAUGUUUGUGGGCUGGAAAGCAAUGUUUUCACAGAUAUUGCCAGUGCAAAGUACCCCCAAAGCAAUAGAAAGGCAUGUUUAGAACCAACUCCCCCAACAAAGGCAGGCUGCUGUACAAGAAGGAAGAGGGCAGACUUGAGGUGGUGCUGCGUGCUUUGGAAGGGCCUCAGCCUGGAGCAGUUCUGUAGAUUCUCUUUCCAUGAGUGUGAUUUGUGAUCAGCUUGGUGAACAAGACUCGUUAGCCAUCACUAAUUGAUUUUCUCUAGAGCAUUGAAGAGAAAUUCAUUCUGGUGGAAACAGGCCGAGCAGAUUCUGCCUGUUCUUGUGCUCUGCUAGGAUUGGUGAAUGCACCUGACUUUGCCCUGCCCGCCAGCUGUGCGGGGCGAUGGGAGAUUGGCUUUUUCACUUCUGCUCUGCCCGUCUGCUUUGUCUGCGGUGUGUCACAGCCUGGUGCUAACACAGGAAUGGCACCUGAUCCUCUCCUGGCAUGGAAACAGAACUCGCGUUCCUGUGUUGCUCCUCCUCCCCUUCUCUGCCCUCAGCUCUCCACUUCCUACUGCUCUGUAUCCUGAAAACUUGAUACCUUGAGGGUAUAGGCCAUAAUAUGUUGUUUUACCUCCUGGAAUGUGCUGUCUGGUGUAUGUGAGGGUUUCAGUCCAAAUGCUGCUAUAUAUUUCUGUGCACUUAAUGUAACCCGAAAAAGGGAGAAUGAAGCAUUGAUACCAAAAUGGAGGUGGGGAAAGACACUGGCUGACACAGACACUACAGCCUGUGCUUUUCACUUCAGGAUGUACAACCAAGCUACAGUGAUAAACAUGACACGUGGCAUCUGUUCAGUGGUGGAAACAAUAUCUCUGGUUUGCCCCAGUGCUACCUAAAAUGCCUCUUGAAUUUGACUUCCUUUUUUUUUGUCUCCUGUACAGUGGUCAGAGUUCAGAGUUGCCAACUUGUAAUUGCCUCUCUGCUUGUUCCUUAAACUAGAGAGCAGGAAUCCCAACUCAUUCCAAAAAAGAAAAGUAACUGGGUUUAGAAAGUAAGAAAGAUUUUGAAAGAGAAGAUGGCUUUGGGUGAGCUUCAGUUUCAUUGCUAGAUCUCUGGGGGAGUUUCCAUCCUGCCUCCUUUCCAAGAUAUCUGCAGGUAUUAGUGAGGAAAAGAGUUUGAAUGUGGGGCAUUUCUUUCCAGAAAUGCAGGUUUUCUUCCCAAAGACCUGGAAAUGCCUGCAUCAUGAGCUGGGACCUCAUAUGGUUGGAGGGAGGAGCUGUGAGGGCAUUUGGUCAAACAAGGCAAAGUACUUUACGCUGUUGUGACCUCCCAGACUUUUGCUGAUGGUUUGUCAUCUCCAUCAGAGGGAAUGGAACAGUGACCCUUUCCUGCACUUUGAUAUGUCAGCCUCUGGUUUUGUAAAUCCCAGUAGUGCAAACCGAGCUAGCAUCACCUGAAGACCCUGUACCUACUUGGACUCUGCUUCUUUUCCAUACUGGGAACAACCAAUAUGGCUUUGGGACGAGAAGGCACCUUGCUUCAGAUUCUCCCCUGCCUUGUACCUUGCAGUCAUUGCCAGACGUGGAAGAGUGACCAUUGGGCUGGCAGAAGAAUCUGCUCCUGUUUUACACGUGUUGGAAUGACUGCAAGCAAUAAGGAAGCCAGAAACUAGGUACUCCUGGCCCUUCCGUUCAGGCCAUUAGUCCAAACUGCUUUUAGCUCUUGUGAGUUUCAGCGUCACAAUGUGCUGGCCAAAAACUCUAAAAUCAGUUCUAUAGCAUUGUGACAAACAAAAUGUGCUGUACAACUCAAUACAGUUGAAAUAAAAUCUCUAUAUUAGUG
Messenger RNA from Lagopus muta (rock ptarmigan), 9777 nucleotides. It is a transcript of the gene MTMR4, whose product is annotated as myotubularin related protein 4. The transcript is spliced from 18 exons. NCBI's taxonomy places the organism in Eukaryota, Metazoa, Chordata, Aves, Galliformes, Phasianidae. The record is from RefSeq and is a predicted model, not a curated record. Gene Ontology annotation, molecular function: phosphatidylinositol-3,5-bisphosphate 3-phosphatase activity; protein phosphatase binding; metal ion binding. Gene Ontology annotation, biological process: regulation of autophagy; dephosphorylation. Bases 4232 to 7699 code for a protein of 1155 amino acids.